CCUCUCCCACAGGGGCGAGGACUUCCUUUCCUUUGCACAUGCGCAGUUGUUACAUCCACUCUGGACAGCUGGAGGAGAAAAUGGCAGCGCUCAUGUUAGGACAGCAGGCACGCCAGUUUAGCACGUCAGCCAUAAGGCCUGCAGCUAAACUGGUCAAGCCCCCGAUCCAGGUUUAUGGAGUUGAAGGUCGCUAUGCCACUGCCUUGUUCUCAGCAGCUAGUAAGCAGAACAAACUGGACCAAGUCGAGAAGGAGUUGGGAAAAGUCAAUGCCCUCAUCAAGGAUCCCAAACUUUCAAGUGUGGUCAUGAACCCACAUGUGAAGCGCAGCCUCAAGCAGAAGACUUUUCACGAUGCUCUGGCAAAGGCCAAAGUGUCCCCUAUCACAGUGAACCUCAUCAAUGUUCUGUCAGACAAUGGUCGUCUGACCCUAACGGGUGAUGUCAUCAGUGCUUUCGGCAAGAUGAUGAGUGCACACCGUGGAGAAGUUAUCUGCUCAGUAACCACUGCUCAGCCUUUGGACCAAGCCAGUUUGGCUGAGCUGAAAGUCGCACUCAAUGGAUUUCUUCAGAAGGGUGAGACCAUCAAGCUGGAAACCAAGUCCGAUCCUUCAAUCCUUGGCGGCAUGGUCGUCAGUAUCGGGGACAGAUACGUGGACAUGUCCACAAAGACGAAGAUACAGAAGCUCACCAAACUGAUGAGAGAAUCCUAAAUCCUGUGGACUUCAUCUUCGAUCUGUUUAGAUAUAUACAAGUGGGGCGUUGUGGAAAACGCCUGUCAAUGUACAUUGCUGCAUGUUCUACCGUUGAGCUUGCUCCAGAAGUCUGUCUGAACUCUGUUCAUUUGGAUGUUAAUAAAACCUCAAUAAUAUGCCUGUGUUUA
This is a messenger RNA of Corythoichthys intestinalis (scribbled pipefish), 880 nucleotides long. It is a transcript of the gene atp5po, whose product is annotated as ATP synthase peripheral stalk subunit OSCP. Lineage: Eukaryota; Metazoa; Chordata; Actinopteri; Syngnathiformes; Syngnathidae. The coding region runs from base 39 to 710 and encodes 223 amino acids. Gene Ontology annotation, molecular function: proton-transporting ATP synthase activity, rotational mechanism. The record is from RefSeq and is a predicted model, not a curated record. Gene Ontology annotation, biological process: proton motive force-driven mitochondrial ATP synthesis. The transcript has 7 exons.